AUGACAUGUUCUCCAACAUCUAUAAGAUCCAAGAGAUUGCAGAUGUGCCUGGAGGCAGAGGGGAAGACAGUCAGUAGGACAGAGGGUAACCUUGGUGACUCGCUGGUUGGUGGAGAUUCCUCUGCUGAAGGCUGGGAGGGUAUCGAAAGCUCAGUCAUCCCUGGUGUUGAGAUUGUCAUGAACCAUCCCUUGCAAGAAACCGACUUCACAAAAGAAGCCUACAGAAAGUACAUCAAGGAUUACACGAAAUCAACCAAAGCCAAACUUAAAGAACAGAGGACAGAAAGAGUAAAACCUUUAAUGACAGGGGCCGCAGAACAAAUCAAGCACAUCCUUGCUAAUUUAAAAAACUAUCAGUUCUUUAUUGGUGAAAACGUGAAUCCAGACGGCAUGGCUGCUCUUGCUGGACUACUGCAAAGAUGGUUAACACCCCAAAUAUGA
Lutra lutra (Eurasian river otter) is the source of this 441-nucleotide messenger RNA. Its product is annotated as translationally-controlled tumor protein-like. NCBI's taxonomy places the organism in Eukaryota, Metazoa, Chordata, Mammalia, Carnivora, Mustelidae. The coding region runs from base 1 to 441 and encodes 146 amino acids. The record is from RefSeq and is a predicted model, not a curated record. Gene Ontology annotation, molecular function: calcium ion binding. The transcript has a single exon. Gene Ontology annotation, cellular component: cytoplasm.